Messenger RNA from Cajanus cajan (pigeon pea), 1300 nucleotides. RefSeq lists its product as uncharacterized. Lineage: Eukaryota; Viridiplantae; Streptophyta; Magnoliopsida; Fabales; Fabaceae. The record is from RefSeq and is a predicted model, not a curated record.
CAUCUUAUUAUAUUGGGGUGCAGGAAGUCAACCGUGUAGACGACUGCAACGCCGUCAAUAUUGACUGAAAACUCAAGAUAGUGUAUCCCUCCUUGAAGAAAAAUUCCACUUCACAAAGGAGAAAAGACAGAGAUUUUGAGCGAAGAAAAUGGAGGGUAACCAAAGAAUGUCGAAAGAGAAACUAGGAAUUUUGGGGAUAAUGAAAGAAGCUGUGAAAAUCACUUGUAAGAAUCCCAAGUUCAUCUUCACCUGCCUCACCUCACUUCCUCUGUUGUGCUCUUUAUUCAUGUACGAAAGUUUGUUUAUGCAAACCUUAGCUGAAGCUGCUAAAGUGUUGCACAAGGAAGGAGCUGAAUCAUAUUCAGAUUGUUUGUUAUGUCUUUCUAGGAAAGGAGUAAUGGUUGUUGACCGUUUAAUUGGCGAAGUUUCUCAUAACUUGUUAGUACUGAUUUUGUCACACCUGGGGAUCAUCCAAUUGUGCGAUUUCUUCAACACCGUUGCAACCGUGAAUUCAGCUUCGGUUAUACACGCAGGUAACGAGACUUUGACUCUUAAGGAAAUGUUGACCAAACAUUUAAUGGAUUCGAGGCUUAAAGGGCCUCUCAUCACAUCCAUCUACACUCUUGUGUUGACUUCGAUGCUAUCCCUGGGGCUGUUGUCAUUGUUGGUGUACAUUUAUAUACUACUGCGUGUUGGCAGUUUGUUGGUGUUGGUGUUUUUGGUGAUGUUUGUGGCUUUGUUGAGACUAUAUCUUGAGUGGGGUGCUGUGUGGGAAAUGGGUACCGUUAUUUCCAUCUUGGAAGAUAAAGAAGGUGACGUGGCUUUGGUGGUGGCUUCAUAUCUUAGCAGAGAGAACAGGGGCAAUGGAAUUCUCUUGAUGGUUGCUUGUCUUAUUUGGAGACUCGGAUUGAGAAUAGUGUGCCUGUUCAUAGCCAUGGAUGGUGGGGGAAGUAAAAUAUUGAUCUUGGUGGUGCAGAUUAGUUUGGUUGCCUUGGCAAACAUCAUCAAGUGGGUGUCUUUUGUGGUGUACUAUGUUGAUUGUAAACAAAGGAGAUUGGAAAAAGAUGUAUCGUCUGUUUAGUGUUAGCUAGAACUAUACACAGUCAAUAAAAUGUAUAUGCAAUAGUGUAUGAGUAUGCAGUAUGCAGUUUAAUGCAAGUAAUCAACCUGUGGCUGCAUUAUUUUGAGUAUUCUUGUUGUUGGGAAGUAUUACAAUUCUGAAAAUUAUUUGACAUAUAUUUAGUUAAGAGACAUGUUUGAAGGUUGAAAUAAAAGAGAGGUAUGAAUGAUUUGGUUGUUG